This is a messenger RNA of Schistosoma turkestanicum, 4038 nucleotides long. Lineage: Eukaryota; Metazoa; Platyhelminthes; Trematoda; Strigeidida; Schistosomatidae. The record is from the annotation of a GenBank genome assembly.
CUUGACCGCCUUGAUCAAGAUUGAUGAUUACCGUGGUCUACUCACUAAUAGGAUAACGGUAAAUUGACCUUCGAGUGCGUAUACACCUCGGUUGGCCUUGGAUGCCAAUGGAUCUAAGUCCAGAGAGAGAUUGUAUGAAAGGUUACCUUUAUAAGUGGACAAAUUAUUUAAAAGGAUAUCAAAAAAGAUGGUUUGUAUUACAGAAUGGCCUGUUAUCAUAUUACAGGAAUCCAGCAGAGAUGGCUCAUACCUGUCGCGGAACCAUCAAACUUGCGGAUGCUAUCGUAAAGAGAAUAGGAUCAGUCUAUUUUGAGAUCUCAAAUAGUAGUGCACAAAAAUUCCAUAUAAAGACUAGUUCCGAGAGUGAGCAAUUAGCAUGGUUAUCAGCACUGUCUAAUGCUAAAAAAGCUGCAGUAGCCUUAAGAAAGCAAGGUGAUGAUUCAGAUGCGUAUGCUGAUGGAUUUGAGGAUGAUGAUGAUUACAAGACAUCAUCUACCACUGAUGAAAAUGGAAUUAGAUUUAUUAACGAUGCGCUUGUAAAACUGGAAGCUCAUGUCACUGAUCUUGAACGUUAUCAAUUGACAAUGAAUCGAAAAGGUGAAGAACUUCGACGUUCUGUUGGUGACGUAGAGUCUGCUCGUGAUCCCACUGAAUUGUUGCAACGUUUCAACUUGGCUCGUGAACGUGCUACAGUUUUUAAAGUUGCCAGUAUGGCAAUGGUUAAUUCAUGUUCUGAAUUUACGCGUUUUACGCGUAGUCAAUUUACACGAUGGCAGCGUAUAUUCAAUAAUCAAAAUGAACGUUGUGCUUUACUUGAACAAAUGAUUGAACAACUAGCUAAACAGUUACGUCAGUUAGAAUGUUUAACAAAACAAAAUAAUCCACAAUCUGCUGUAACAACUGGGUCAACUGGUGGAACUACUAAUUCAUCUCUGAAUAUCAAAGCUUUUUGCCGACCGCCUGGCCAAGCGGUCCGUGUACAGCACCUUUCACACACUGAGGCACAUUCUCAGAAAGAAAACGCUACUGUUGCACUGGAUACUACUCAAAAUACUACAGCAUCUACUGUUAGUAACGAAAUAUCAAAUACAUGUCCUGGCGAUUCUUCGAAAGCCACAGCAAAGUCUAUAAGCUCAUCUGAAUCGUCCACCCAUCAUUUUUCUCACUCCAGGGAACCUAUUCAACAACGUUCCUCUCAUCAUAAUGAAGAUACCUCUGAUGAUGACUUUUAUGAUGCAGAGGAGGCUAAUUCUGAAUUUUCAAUCACUUUGCCUGAUCUUUCACCAAGUGAAUCAAAAAAUAAUGGGAGCAAAGAUCCUAGAAAAACUUGUGGAAAUUUGGCUAGUAACAAAUCGAAUGAUAAUCAGACAAGUUUAAGCAAUUCUCAAGAUGAUGACUCUAUGAUACCUGUUGGUUCUGAUAUAGCUGACGAAUAUGAAUCUGAUGUAGGCUUCACUGACGAUGAAGCGGAUGAAUAUACUGAUCAGAAUUCACAAUCGAAUCAAUUCGGAAAACUACGUGAAGCACGAGUUAUACAACCUCGUAGUAGGCGAUGUGAAAGUCGAUCAGGUACUUUAGUUUCAUCUGGUGACGGUCAAAUGACACAGGAUUUAACUACAACUGGUGAAUCUGAUAAUCGUUGUAGUCAUUCACAAACUAAUUCCGAAUUGGAUGUAAUUAAAAAACGUUUGCCUAUUGUAAGAAGAAUGUCUAUACCACCGAAACCAAAUAUCAGUUUGAAUUUAUGGAGUAUUAUGAAAAAUUGUAUUGGAAAAGAAUUGACAAAAAUCCCUAUGCCUGUGAAUUUCAGUGAACCUUUAUCAAUGCUACAACGUUUAACGGAAGAUUUCGAGUACUCUUCAUGCUUAGAUCGAGCUGCUGCAUGUCAAGACUCAUUGGAACAAAUGGCCUAUGUGGCUGCGUUUACUGUAUCCGCUUAUGCUACAACUGCAGUACGUACAAACAAACCAUUUAAUCCUUUAUUGGGUGAAACAUAUGAAUGUGACAGAACUGAUGAUUUUGGUUGGAGAUCAUUUGCUGAACAGGUUAGUCAUCAUCCACCAGCAUGCGCAUUACAUUGUGAAAGUAAUGCAUGGUAUUGUUGGUUCGAUUUUUCCAUGACAACAAAAUUUCGUGGUAAAUAUUUACAAAUUAAUCCAGUUGGUACAUGUCAUUUAGUAUUCCGUCGUACAGGUCAUCAUUAUACAUGGCAUAAAAUCCCAUUAACCGUACAUAAUAUCAUUGUUGGACGUUUAUGGAUUGAUAAUAGCGGUGAAAUGGAUAUUAUCAAUCAUAAUACAGGUGAAAAAUGUCAUCUCUCUUACAAACCUUAUUCAUAUUUUUCUAAUGAAAAACCACGUCGGGUUACAGGUGCUGUACUUGACAAGUCUGGUGAGGUACGGUAUGUUUUAAAUGGUACAUGGGACGAUUCACUCGAGUAUGCGCCUGUAGUGAGUACUAGACAUUCACGCAAUGGGAAACCAGUAUUAGAAACUGGACCUGCACGUGUUCUAUGGCAAAGUAAUGCUUUACCACCUGAUGCAGAACGAAUGUAUUGUUUCACACGUUUAGCAUUACAGCUGAACGAACCUGAGGAGGGUGUUUGCCCCACUGACUCUCGUCUGCGUCCUGAUCAGCGUCUUAUGGAAGCUGGUCGUUGGGACGACGCUAACAGAGCAAAGGUAGAACUCGAAGAACUACAGCGCCAACGAAGACGUCAAAUGGCUGCCGAGUUAGCCGCUCAGUCACUUGAUUCCAGCAAACAAGACGAACCAAGCGAUAUGCAUAAUAAAUAUGAAAGUUCUGUUUCUGAUCGAUAUAACAGUCCAUCAAGUUCAUCUGCAAGUAACUUUCUCGAUAUUGUUGAUAGUCAACAUAAACCAUUAUGGUUUACAAAAGAAUUCGAUCAAGUUACUAAUAAAGAAACUUAUAUAUUUACUGGAAAAUACUGGGAGAACAAAUUAACUCAUGAUUGGUCAAUGUGUCCAAAAAUCUAUUGAUCUUCAUAGGUGUGCAAAUGAGAAGAUAUACAAAUUUACUGUAUUAUUAUUUUUAAUUCAUUUCUGUUUUCUUGCCAAUGAAUGAUUAAACUAAUCGUGAUAGACCUUAUUUGUUCCUAUAUUACAGAUAAAGAAAUAUCUUUGUAUUUCUAAAACAAUUAUGAUAUCACUAGUAUUAAGAAUAUUUAAGUUUGAUAUGCAAAUGUUCUUAAUUUGUGUAAUCUUGUUUGAAUAAUCCAGUGACAUUCACACCAAUGUCUGUAAUUUGUUACAAAGUCACCACUAUUCUUUUUCAUAUAUGACACCCUGAUUUCUUUGAAUAAUCUCGAGAAGAAAUCAGUACCAACACUUUUGUUUCUGUAUACUGCAAGAACAUAACUAUACAGUGUGAUUGAAACUGUCCACUUGCAAUAUGACCUUGUUUAGUUGCAUCUAAUAAACUGUAUUACUACCAAUUAGUAAUAAAAUUAAUGAAUCAGUCAAAUUCAAGCGUUACUUUAAUUUUCUUACAUCAGAUAGACAAACUAGAUCCUGCUAUUUGAUUACAUAGUUGUAUCUUUCUUCAUUACACUUGUGGAGAGCAUCACACCUCUUUAUAUAUUCACAAUCAGUAUGUUCAUUUCUGUUUCUCCACCUGUCUCCUUUUCUUCAUUUAUGUAGUAUACAUUUUUUCCUAAUGUUUACAAAUGAUACAUUUUGUGAUGGAAAUGUUUCAUUCUGUUUAUUUUUUUCCCUUUACUUUACUUUAUUGUGUUUCUUCUAUAAUGAAUUUAGCUAAUUAUUGAAUUUUUUUCAUUAAAAAAAAUAAACAAAUUAUUCAGCAUUCAAAUUAAGAUGUGUAAUAAACAUUGCUUAAAUUUUUGUCUGUGAAAUUCCAUAUUUUUAUGCUGCGUAUUUUGGCUGUAGAUUUAUUCAAGAAUUUUCAAGAUUCGUAUGAAUGUUGUGCAAGGUUAACUUAGCAAUUAGUUUUUAGUGGUCCAGUAUCUGAACCGAAUUUGUAGGAACAAUUGAAUAUGCUAUGAAAUAAAUCUUUCCUUCC